This is a messenger RNA of Tigriopus californicus, 1895 nucleotides long. Its product is annotated as protein FAM151B-like. The transcript is spliced from 5 exons. Bases 444 to 1226 code for a protein of 260 amino acids. The record is from RefSeq and is a predicted model, not a curated record. Lineage: Eukaryota; Metazoa; Arthropoda; Copepoda; Harpacticoida; Harpacticidae.
CUAGCAUUUGAAGGCUAUGGGAUUUUUGCCGCUUGUAACGCAAAGCCGCUACAAAUGAAAUGAGAAACAUCUAACGAUGUCAUUCUGAACAAUUAAAGCCCUUAUUUUCUACCAACAUUGCUUCAGUUGAAUCUAAUGAAUCAAAGAGAUCAAAGGCAGACAAGAUAGUUUCUUGGCGAGAUGAUCCUGCCCCCACCACUCCAAUAGUUCCCAUUUCCACCCAAAGGAUCGCUCGGAUCGCAUAUUACUUUGAGGCCUUUCUUUUUGUUCAAGGCAUGUUACGAGACGGCAUCUCAGUUCAGAAUCAGCUGUUUAACCAACUCUUAAGCGAAUGAGUGACUUUCUUACUGCGCAGUCCGUGCUCGUGCACUUCCUUGUAUUCACUAUUUUUAAGUUCUGUGAGCAUUGAAAAGCCUCUGAAAGUGAAUGGAAGUGACCAAGUCAUGACAUUGGCCGUUCCUCCUUGUCACGUAAUUGAUUUUUGGCCCCAGGUCCGAAAUGACUUGACUCGAGUCACUUGGUCACAUGCCACCAAUUCAAGAAAGAAAUUGACCAGGGCGAUUCAGGAUCCUGAAUUGAUGAUGAUUGAGGCUGAUGUGGUGAAAGGUAGUUUGUUUGGCCAAUCAGAAGUCCAACCCAUCAUGGCUCAUCCACCUGAAAAUCGAUCGGACUUGUCGUUAGCCGAAUUUAUGAGGAUGGUCUCACCGGCCCGAAAAGGGAUCAAGUUGGAUUUUAAAGACAUUUCGAUCGUUGAACAAUCGCUGCAGAUCCUCUCCAGUGUUCCAAAGGAGGAAUUGAACUUUCCAAUAUGGUUCAACGCGGAUAUCCUUCGAGGUCCUGGAUCAAGCAAAGAGCCUGUAACACCUGACGUUUUCCUUCGCCUCUGCCAAUCCUACUUUCCCUUCUUCACAUUAAGCCUUGGCUGGACCACUGGAUUGGAUCCCAAGAAGCCUCUCAAAUACAAUUCCAAGCAUAUUGAGGACAUGCUUCAGGCCAUAAAUACCAUUAUUCAAUCCGAUCGCCACUCUUGGUUCACUUUUGCGGUGCGCGCCGCUCUGGCUUUAAAUUCUCUCCCUGAAUUGGAACAGCUUUUGGAAAAAAGUGGUCCAAAUACUUCGUUAACAUUGUGGACCGCUGAAGGAGACACCCUUGACUCGUCCAAGUUAAACGACUUCAUCAGUCGACUUGGACGAAACCGGAUUUACGUCGACUUGCCUUUAACAUGAGAUUUGUUACGAUUUUCAAAAAAUAAAUUCCUUUGAUUCCAAUAAUAUCAUUGAAUGAUUGUGAGUUUGUCAUCCUCGUCAAAACAUUCAUUACAAAUUGAGGUUGUAGUGUGAUAUUAUCGAGUAAGACUUCCCAAGCGGAAAUGUACUACUCCUCCCUAUUAUCAAUGACACUUUUCCCUCCUUGUCAAUGCUUUUUUUAUCACGCAUUCGUAUUCAAAAUGGCAAGUGGAGAUUAUGCCAACUGCGACUACUAUAACACCUACGAAACCCAGCCCCAAUACGCCAAUGAAGACGUUCAGCCCAAGCCGAGUCGAGAUGCGGGUGUAAAUCAAGUUGUGUUUGAAGUUCCUGAAGAUCCAGAAAAAUGCCGAGACCCCUGUUCCUCGUGCUUCAGUUCCAAAAAGAGGAUCACGGCUUUCAUUUGCGGUGUUUUAGGGGUUGUCGUCCUAAUCAUUGCUCUGGUGCUAAUCAUCGCGUAUUCAUCUUCGGCACAAUCUAAUAGCGGAACCUCUUAUGAACCGAAACAAGUAGACAUAAACACCACCGAUCAGCCUUACGAAAUUCCAAAUCAAACCCAAAGCCCAGAGCAAUAUUUAAAGCCCUAUAAAGGAUAAAAGUGGGAAGAAUGAAACAAAUUAAGGGUUGAAAUAAACAUAUUCAAUUUGA